Ricinus communis (castor bean) is the source of this 2794-nucleotide messenger RNA. Its product is annotated as beta-1,3-galactosyltransferase GALT1. Gene Ontology annotation, molecular function: UDP-galactose:N-glycan beta-1,3-galactosyltransferase activity; carbohydrate binding. The transcript has 8 exons. Lineage: Eukaryota; Viridiplantae; Streptophyta; Magnoliopsida; Malpighiales; Euphorbiaceae. Gene Ontology annotation, cellular component: Golgi membrane. Bases 549 to 2456 code for a protein of 635 amino acids. The record is from RefSeq and is a predicted model, not a curated record.
AAAAAUUAUAUUUUUAUUAAUAUUAAUAAUCUAAAAAAUAAAAAAAUAUUAAAUAUAUCUAAAAAUACUAAAAGUAUAAAACACACGUUGUUUUUUGAUAUCAAAAAUACAUUUAUCUCUCUUCAAAUCGUAAAACCACAUUAUAUUUUUUCUAAUGCUUUAUAAAAUAAUUAAAAGAAGGAAACGAAACACCAAUAAGAACAACCGCCAUUUUCUUAUAAAAAAAAACCGCCUUCGGCGUAGAAUUCAAGUGUAAAAAGAAAGUUAUAAAAAUAAAACACACUACAAAUGUGGAGUAUAUACUGAUUCAAGAACCUCUGGUUCUCUCCGUCUUCUUCAUUCUUCUUCUUUGUUUCAGAAUUUUGUGGAAGAAGAGGAAUUUUCAUAUUUAAAGUUGAUGAAUAUGAGCAUUUGUGAAUUAGAGCAGAUUGAGAGAGAUAUAUCAAACAUUUGUGCAUUUGAUUCAGUAUAGGAGAUUGAUUGAUUGUUUCCUCAGUUGCAUUGGCUGUUGCCAUCAAUACAAAGAGUUCAGAUAAGGAAAAAGAAAAAUGAAGAAAUGGCUAUCGGGCGUUCUCAUUGGGUCCUUCUUUAUGUUGCUGAUUCUGAGAAAGGUUUUUAUGAAAAAUCCACUCAAGGAGAGUCCUCCAAUGCGUCUUCCGAUUCCUGUCAAUUUAACUACUCCUCUUGAAUGUAUUUACUCCGAGGGGAAUUUACCUGCAACUCAUAGUCCAGAAUUUUCUAAUCAAAUAAUUUCUGCCGAAACAUUGCUCUCUAGUCUCUUUGUUGAUAGAAAUUUUUCCAACCAAGUCCAAAGUUCUUUGCUGACUUGGAAUCAUAUGAAAUAUCUGGUCAACUAUUCACAACCUUUACCCAAUGGAAUGGGAGCCAUUAGGGAAGCUCAAGUUGCAUGGGAAAGUCUUCUGGAGUCCGUUAAGAAGAGGGAGCAAGGUGGCGCAAAAGAAAGUUUGCUUAAUAAACUGAAAGGAAAACAAUGUCCUUAUUUUGUCAACAUAAUGAAUGCAACAAAAUUUGGUGAUAAUGGCUAUAGGCUAUGGGUACCUUGUGGCCUUGUUCAGGGUUCUACAAUUACUAUAAUUGGCAUUCCCAACGGUCUUCUUGGUAAUUUUCGGAUUGAUUUAUUAGGGGAACAACUUCCAGGAGAACCUGAACCUUCUACUAUUUUACAUUACAAUGUAAGACUUCUAGGUGAUAAGAUAACUGAAGAUUCUGUGAUUCUCCAAAACACAUGGACAGCUGAUCAUGGUUGGAGUGAAGAAGAGCGGUGCCCUGCAUCUGUUCCUGGUGAUGACAAGAAAGUUGAUGAGUUGAGCCAGUGCAACAAAAUGGUGGGCAAAGACAAUAGCCAGAAGUUUGCUGCAAAUGGAUCGUCAAACAAUUUUUCAACAAUGUCUAGGAACAGAACUGGAGCUAGAUGGUAUUUUCCAUUUAAGCAAGGGUUUUUAUCUGUUAUGACCCUUAGGAUGGGAGAAGAAGGGAUUCAGAUGACAGUUGAUGGAAAGCACGUCACUUCUUUUGCUUAUCGUGAAAAUUUGGAGCCAUGGCUUGUUAGUGAAGUAAGGAUAUCUGGAGGCUUGAAAUUAAUUUCUGUCUUGGCCAGUGGCUUACCCUCAUCUGAGGAAUCAGAGCACAUUAUUGAUCUAGAGUCACUAAAGUCAGCUCAACUACCACUGCAUCAUCCACUGGAUCUCUUCAUUGGUGUCUUUUCUACAGCCAACAAUUUUGAGCGCAGGAUGGCUGUCCGUAGAACAUGGAUGCAGUAUCCUGCCGUGAAGACAGGCGAAGUUGCAGUGCGCUUUUUUGUUGGUCUGCAUAAAAACCAGAUGGUGAAUGAGCAACUCUGGGUUGAACUGCAGACAUAUGGAGACAUUCAGCUGAUGCCUUUUGUCGAUUAUUACAGUCUUAUAACCUGGAAGACUAUAGCAAUCUGUACUUUUGGGGCAGAAGUUGUUUCAGCCAAGAAUGUCAUGAAAACAGAUGAUGAUGCAUUUGUUCGAGUGGAUGAAGUGCUCUCUUCUUUGAAAAGAACAACUGUGAGUCAUGGACUUCUAUAUGGUCUGAUUAACUACAAUGCCCAACCUCAUCGGAAUCCUUUCAGUAAAUGGUAUAUUAGCCUUGAGGAAUGGCCUGAGAGUUUUUAUCCACCAUGGGCACAUGGCCCUGGCUAUGUGGUAUCACAUGACAUAGCAAAAGCUGUUUAUAAUAGGCAUAAAAUGGGUCGCUUAAAGAUGUUCAAACUGGAGGAUGUUGCAAUGGGAAUGUGGAUAGCGGAGAUAAAUAAAGGCUUGCAAGUUAUGUAUGUAAACGAAGAUCGGGUCUAUACAGAGGGGUGCAAGGAUGGGUAUAUUGUCGCUCACUACCAAAGCCCUAGAGAGAUGCUCUGCCUAUGGCAGAAUUUGCAAGAAGGAAAUGAGCCUGGUUGCUGUUCAGGUAAAUAAGCAGAUGGUUAGGGCUUAAUCUUGCAGUGUUGCGAGUAGAUAGGUAGAUUUGUAAAUAUACCACAAAGACUGACAUCAGGAUCCUCGUUAAAGAUGAGAGAAGAAGAAGAUUCAAUUGUUUAGCCAACUGUUUUGGUUUUUGUUACACAGUAGGCAUUAUGGAGGAGUACAUCAGUUAUAUACAUAUAAUGAUCUAUAUACCAGAUGUAGUUUAGUUAGUUAGAGAGAGAUGUAGUUUAGUAAUUCAUAGGAAUAAGUUGCUUUUAAACAUUGUUCAUUAUACUCAUUUCAUUCUUGUUAUACAAGUUUUUAAUGUCAUAUGUAUACUAAAUUCUUUA